Messenger RNA from Gigantopelta aegis, 1045 nucleotides. RefSeq lists its product as uncharacterized. The coding region runs from base 178 to 939 and encodes 253 amino acids. The record is from RefSeq and is a predicted model, not a curated record. Lineage: Eukaryota; Metazoa; Mollusca; Gastropoda; Neomphalida; Peltospiridae. The transcript has 5 exons.
UUAAAUAUCAUGUGAUAUUUUAUAACAAAUAAGAUCUACAACUUCAGUAGUUUAACUUAGACACAUUUUCCACCUAGUAAGAGCGCAACGUGUUAAUCAAAACAUCGCGUGAUAAUUCAUAACAGAUAUACUCAAGCAUUUUAAAAAACACACACUUUUUGCACUCAAUGCAGCGCAAUGUCGUCUCUUCUGUGGCGUGUUUUCCUCCUAAGUCUCAAGCCGUUGCUGGUGUCCGCAGUUUGUGGGUACAUCGUCUAUAUGAAUGUUGGUGAAGAUAAUACCAAGGUGGUCAACAAUAUACUGAAAACUGAAUCAAACUUACGUGUUCACUGUGCUGUGCUGUGCUACAGAAACUCGGCGUGUGUGGCUUUUUCUUACAAUCUGGAUGAGCACCAGUGCAUGACUCAUAGUGGAGGACCACCAGCUCUGAAUUACACCGCAGCGCCAGGAUGGAUGGUGUACAGUUCAAACGACAGGGAUGUGGUAGUUGAACACUGGGUGUCUCGUGUGCUUGGAUUCAGUUCCCAAUAUUCUUUUGACACACCAAACUGGGCAGGUUUUCAGGUGCUUGGUGCACCAGAUAUAUACCCUAACUACGGGGAUCUGGAACAGGCGUGGACACCUAUUGUCAUUAACGCCAAUCAGUGGAUUCAGGUGGAGAUACCGGAGAGUGUGUACGUCAUGGAGGUGCGUGUCUACGAAACAUGGAACGGCGGCGCUCUGAAGGCAAUAUCAGUCCGCGCGCCUAAUAGCACGUGGGUUCAAGUCUGGCAGACGACACAACUGGUCAAAGUUUCAGAGAGCAGAAUAUUCUCACCUACUUUCAAUAUGACGUCAUUUCUCAGCAACACAAUUCGACUGGACCUCGACUUAACAUUUUUUAAUGUCUCUGUUGGGAUUGAUGCCAUCAAGGUGGUCGGGAAAAAGAACAGCGGCUAGAGGAAAGACUUGAUUAAGUCAUCAAUUUAUUUUAUGCUAAUAAUUAUGUGUACUUGUUUGUUUCUGUGCUGUAAUUAUUUCUUUGUAUGUAUAUCUGUAUAUCUGU